This is a messenger RNA of Perkinsus marinus ATCC 50983, 1071 nucleotides long. RefSeq names its product Ankyrin repeat domain-containing protein, putative. Gene Ontology annotation, molecular function: protein binding. The record is from RefSeq and is a predicted model, not a curated record. Gene Ontology annotation, cellular component: cytoplasm. The transcript has 6 exons. Lineage: Eukaryota; Perkinsozoa; Perkinsida; Perkinsidae. The coding region runs from base 1 to 1071 and encodes 356 amino acids.
AUGAUGUCCGACCCUACAUCGGACGAGUUGGAUAGAUUACUCCAGGCCGCUCGGAAGGGGGAUUAUGCAGCAGUGGUGGAAUGCCUUGAAACGGUAGACUGUAGAGCAGCAGCCAACCAGUACGGCCUCACUCCCCUGCACGCUGCGGUUAGCGGUGGUAAUGAGAAGGUUAUUCGACUGUUGGUGGAAAGGAAGGCCGAGAUUGACAAGCCCGACCGUAGCGGUUUCACCCCAUUAUACGUGGCAUUGAGCCGUAACCGUCCAACCUGCGUGGAGCUCCUACUGCAAUUGGGCGCAUCUGUCGGGUUUAGUAACCAGGACGGAGCUACGGCAAUGCAUGUGGCGGCGGCAUUAGGUCGGGAGGAGAUCGCUAAGAUGUUGAUUCACAGUGGAGCAGAUGUGAAUGCUAAAAACAACGUAGGCAACACCCCGGCUAUGGCUGCUGUUAUGGCCGGUCGAUCGAAGGUCUUGGAAUUACUGCUGGAGACGGGAAAGUCGAUGGUGGCAUCAAGAAUGAGUCAUUAUCACUCCUCUUUCCAGAGUGGGCAGUCUCUCCUGGACCUGGCUGGGGCUAAUAGGAGCCUCCCAUCUGCGUUAUUGAGCCAGCUGCGAGAGGUUAUGUCGUCGGAUAGUAGAAGACCUGCUGGUGCUACAGCGGAGCGAAAGCCUUCUCUGGGCACCCAGACUGAAUCGCCCCUACAGACCAUAGGGGUAUCAGUGCAAACCCGGGAAGGGGCCAUGGAGGAUGCCACGGGUCCCUCGCCUUACUUAGAGCAAUUAGCUGAGCAUCGUCGCCGUAUACGUAAAUUGGAGAGGAAGCUCGCCUCUGCCCAGGAUGAGGUGGUGAGGCUUCGAAGGGUGUUGGAGAGGCAGGGCACCUCUGAGCGUGAUGGAGUUGUCUGUCGGCGGCCAGCUGAGGUCGUGGAGGUGCCUGAGGCGAUGCCGGCUAUGUUAUCAGAAUAUCGUUUGCGUAUAGUGAAUGACAUUGAGAGGAGGCUCGAGAAGAUGCAGGCGGCAGGGAAGAUACUAUCGGCUACCAGGUUGUCUCGGCGCUACCAUGGUCCUAUGUGA